AUGGAGAUGUCCAGUCCAACUGUCCUGCCGUUGGUUGGCCUGGGGUCGAUGGCCCAGACAGCCGGACUUGUGGAGAUUGCUGUCAGGUUGUGCUUGAACCAGCGUAAACAUCUGUGUCCUCAUGUGUGGGUCCCCAUUCUGAAGCCCCUGCGGCCGUGCAUCCGUCCUCCGGUUUCAGAGCAGCCGUCUGCUGACAUCCCAAGCCACCUGAUCUACCCUUUCUCAUCUUUCUUCGAUGACUUGGGCGACGAUGGUGGUGUUCUGAAACCGAUCCGGAACAAGCGUGUUGCGUUUGCAGACUCGCUGGGAUUCUCUCUAGCAGCCGUGCGAGUGUUUUCCGAGGAAGAGGAUCAGUCUGACCUCGGCCCGCUGCCCUCGCUGCAGGGUUUGGGAAGCAUGACGGGGGUCGGCUACAGCUGCACCGUCAGCACCUGCUGCCCAGGAACGCAGCUUAAACUGGGCUUCCCGCAGCCCACUGUCAAUUUUCAGGCCUUUCGCGCCAAACUGGCAGAGAGCAUGGUGACCCUGGAGAACUGCACCAUCACUGAGCAGGCACUCCAGGGCACCGUACGGGUCAGGAACAUCCACUUCCAGAAGGACGUGCGUGUGCGCAUCACCUUUGACUCCUGGCAAAACUUCAGAGACGUCCCCUGCACGUACCUGCAGAAACGCUUCGGGGGCCCUCAGACGGACAUCUUUGAAUUUGAUAUAACCAUUCCCAAAAUCCUCGAUGCCAAGAGGAAGAUAGAGUUCUGCUUACUGUAUCUGCCGGCCGGGCAGAGCCAGCCAUUCUGGGACAAUAACAACGGACAGAAUUACAGCAUCCUGAUAUGUGUGAGCUCGCACCUCUGCCACGGGGAAAAUCUAAGUAAAAGGGCGUAA
Molecule: messenger RNA, 882 nt
Organism: Nematolebias whitei (Rio pearlfish)
Lineage: Eukaryota; Metazoa; Chordata; Actinopteri; Cyprinodontiformes; Rivulidae
Product: protein phosphatase 1 regulatory subunit 3C-like
Exons: 2
Coding region: 1-882 (293 amino acids)
Biological process (GO): regulation of glycogen biosynthetic process
Cellular component (GO): protein phosphatase type 1 complex
Molecular function (GO): glycogen binding; protein phosphatase 1 binding
Source: RefSeq, a predicted model, not a curated record